This is a messenger RNA of Epinephelus fuscoguttatus (brown-marbled grouper), 8276 nucleotides long. RefSeq names its product AT hook containing transcription factor 1 (gene ahctf1). The transcript has 40 exons. Lineage: Eukaryota; Metazoa; Chordata; Actinopteri; Perciformes; Serranidae. The record is from RefSeq and is a predicted model, not a curated record. The coding region runs from base 216 to 8192 and encodes 2658 amino acids.
UCCAAUCGUGGGAAAUGGCGCUUCGCGUUGUGGAAACCUGAAGUCAGAGGAGGCAUCUCAUACUUGACUGUCAGUUGAGGCGCCCACAGGGCUCUACGCAUGAGUUGCACUUUGAAAAGGAGCGGAUUAUGACAGAGGAGAAAGGGAGCCGAGAGAUUCGUCAAGGAAAACACAACAUCCGCGGCUCAGGCGUCAACAUCCUCGGACAGUGAACAAUGCAUGACCUGACUGCCCAAGUUACCAGCAGCCUGCUGCCUUUCCCAAGAGUGACUAUAGAUGCUUUAGGGGAGGAUGAGAUCACCCUGGACUCUGUGCUACACGGGAAAUUCACUGUUGGCCGCAGCGGGCUGGCCUGGCUGGCCUGUGGCCCUCACCUAGAGGUCGUCCAUGCAGUGACAGGAGAACGGCUGUCUGCAUACUGCUUCAGUGGCGGAGGCGAGCACCCACCCAGUGUCCUCGCUGCCAGGGACUUCAGCUGGCUCAAACGGUCUGGAUUACUGGUUGGCUUGGAGGAAGCAGAGGGCAGCGUGCUGUGUCUGUAUGACCUGGGACUGUCAAGGGUGGUCAAAGCUGUGGUUAUACCAGGCAGGAUUACAGCUAUUGAGCCGUUAGUAAGUUAUGGCGGGGCAAGCACAUCGACCCAGCAUCUUCACCAGAGUCUGCGCUGGUUCUUCGGCAUUGCCGCCGUAGUAACGGAUCUAGGUCAUGUUCUGCUUGUGGACCUGUGUCUCGACGACCUGUCCUGCAGCCAAAGUGAACUGGAGGCUUCAGACCUGCAGGUAGUGACCAAAUCUCCUGCAGAGAUCCCGAGGCUAAGAGAAGUCAGCACCAGACAGGGCAGACAUCUUUGUCUCCAGCUGAAUGGGCCCAGUGGAGUCGGAGCCACAGCUCUGCAGUACAUCUCCAGGACCAACCAGCUGGCAGUGGGAUUUUCAGAUGGAUACCUACAGCUGUGGAACAUGAAGUCUCUAAAGAAGGAAUACCACUCCCAGUUAGAGGGUGGCAGGGUGCCUGUGCAUGCCUUCACCUUCCAGGAGCCAGAAAAUGACCCCAGGAACUGUUGCUACCUCUGGGCUGUCCAGUCUUCUCAGGAACUUGAGGGAGAUAUGGUCAGCCUCCGCCUGCUUCAGCUGGCCUUCAGUGAAAGGAAGUGUCUAGCUUCUGGGAAGAUCCUCUAUGAGGGUCUGGAGUACUGUGAGGAACGUUACAGUCAGGAACUAAGUGGCACAGCCUUCCCUCUCAGGACCCAGGCCUCAGACACCCGCCUGCUGAGUUGCCAGACCAUCGAGAAGUUCCGACCCCAUCCGGACAGAGAUGACAGCAUGAACGAAGUUGCAUCUCCAGACACCAGUGUUUCUAUCUUCAGCUGGCAAGUCAAGAUCUAUGGCCAGGGAACCCCAUCUACUUACAUUGGAGUUUUUGACAUCAACCGCUGGUACCACGCACAGAUGCCAGACUCUCUAAGAACGGGAGAGUCUCUGCAAAACUGUCCCUACCUGGCAGUUUGGUCUCUGGACCCAGUGGUAAAGAUGGUGUCUCAACACGUCCUCCUGGAUGUGGUGGUGCACGACCGCAGCCUGAGCAGGGGCCUGCCCUUCACCUGCCCCCCACCAGAACAGUACUUUAACCCCACCACAUAUAACUUUGAUGCUACCUGCUUGCUCAACGCUGGAAUUGUGCACUUAACCUGCUCUGGGUAUCAGAAAGAGACCCUGAGCUUUUUGAAGAAAGCUGCUCCUUGUUCCAGUGACAUCAUCUCCACUAGCUACUCUCGCUGCCUCAUGUCCGGCCUUCUCUCAUCUCGCCUGGCUGACACUCAGGCCUCUAGCCUCUCACAGGUGGAGCAGCUGGAUGCCAUCUUAUCCACAGCGGUAGAGACCAGUUCCUUGGGACUGAUCACUGGCUGCAUCAAACAGUGGACUGCAGAAGAACAACCAGGCUCUGCACUGAACCUGCGCUACAUCCUGGACUGGGCCUGGAACAAAGUGGUCCAGACCAAGGAGGAACUGGAUGGCAUCUGUGCACCACUGUUUGACAGCUCAUCCAACUUCACAGACCCUCAGACCCUUCAGCUGCUACAACACAGCCAGAGACUGCUGGGAAACCUUAGCACCAUUUUCCACUGUCUGCUCAGUGAAGCUCACGAGCUCACACAAAAAGGUCUGGUGGGUCUGAUAAACAAGAACAUGGUGUCCAGUCUGAUUUCCAAGUACGCUCAGGUGGUGCUCUGGUUCUGUCGUACGGGUCUGCUGCCUGAAGGAUCAGACGACGACGCUCUUCAGAUCUCCAGGCCUUUCUACACUCAUUCAGUCAUCAGCAACUAUUAUACUAUACGCAGGGAGGAGCUCACCAGGCUGGCUAAAGGCAAGUGGUGCGCAGACUGCCUGAUGAUCGACGGUUUGGUUGGUCAGUGUGGUGAACACUUGAUCAAUCUCUGGAAGAGGGAUGAGGGUGGGACAGGGCAAUACCCACCACCUACAUUGCAUGCCUUGUUGGACAUUUAUCUACUGGACAACAUUGAUGAAGCUACCAAGCAUGCAAUUGUGAUUUACCUGUUGCUGGAUGUCAUGUACUCCUUCCCCAAUAAGGAGGGAGCAUCAGUGGAGUCUUUCCCCACAGCUUUUGCUAUUCCUAUUGGACUGGUGAAACUGGUGCAAGGCCUCUGGCUGCUGGACCAUCACGACCACCAGAGUUCCUUUGAGUUGCUCCUGCAUCCAGCUGCCUCUCAGUGUCAGUUUGAGUGGCAGCACGAGCGUGUCCUGCAAGCACUGAUGUGCCAGGGCCAACACUCAGUGGCACUGCGAUACUUCCACGUUACAAAGCCCCCGAUUUCCUCCACCUCCCAGGCCAAACUCUGCAUGUCUGUACUGCUACACAACAGGUGUCUCAUAGAAGCGUGGUCUUUACUUCGGCAGCACUCUAACCGCCUCAACAUGAGUGAGCUGCUGGGCUUUCUGUAUGAGAGCUGCCAGGAGCUGGGCCUCAUCAAGGAGCUGCUCAAGCUGCCCCUGGGAGUUCCCGAGCAGGAAUGUUUAGAGAAGUUUCUCCAGGGCACAGGGGGACUCCAGAACAGAGAACUGCUGAUGGUUCAUUACCUUCAGCAGGCCAACUACAUUCCCGCCGUGCAGCUCAACCACGGCCUCAAAAUGAACCUGGUGAAUGAGCGAGACCCAAAGCUUAAAGAACGAUCCAACAUCAGGAACUCGAUAUUGGAUCAGUACGGCAGAGUUUUGCCCAGAGUCCAGAGGAAACUGGCAAUGGAGAGAUCAAAGCCCUACCAGCAUCCUCACACCAUCCACAGAGAAGUUUCUCGGCCACAGCCACUGUCAACCAUCAGUAAGCGCUCCGUCAAUGAGAAGGUGAUGUCGAGGGCCGGCUUCAUCAACAACGUCCUGACCAAGAUUGAGGAGGUGUGGUUAGGCAAAGGAGCUACGCCACAGUCCUCCCCAGCCAAGAGCCCUAGGGCAGCAGAUCAGAGCCCCAAGCCCUCCUCCUCCUCAGCCAUUCCCGACCCCUUUCUGGGAACGCCUAUCACCAUGACCUCCAAACGAAAAUCAAGGCUGCUGGACUUGGUGGUUCAACCUUCCUGUCAAACCCCUCACCCUCUGCUCAGCCCUCCCAGACCUCCCAGCUCCUGGGUUUCUCCUAAGAGUAUCGGCAAGGCCCCUGAACUCAGUCUGCUACAAACACCCCAGGUGGUCAAGCGAGCUCGGGCUUUGGCUGCUUCUGGUCCAGUGUUCUCAGGAUUCACUCCCCAGUCCAUCCUGCGCAGCAGCCUGAGGCCCACACCUGUCGCCACCCCGUCUGCUUCUCCAGGACGCUCCAUCACACCCCCACUCCGCAGCAAAGAGAGUCGCAUCACCUUCAUUGAAGAGACAGAAUCUCCUGAACGAGAGAAGGGUAUCCGAUGGACCAAUGGGAUGGCAGCAGACAGUGAAAUUAGCUUGCUGACCAGAGGCUCCACACUGUCCAAGGCUACACAUAAGACCUGGUCCUCACAGCGUGCAGAGGAGGAAGAGAAUGGAGAUGAAGAAGGGGAGCAACCUCGUGUGAAGUUCUUGCCUCCAGAAGGUGGUAUUCCCUCCCCACAGCUGAGAUGCUUUGAGAGCGAGUCAACCUCCAUCCAUGAAGUCGCUGCAGAAACCAGACCAUCAGAUGCAACACAACCACAACUUAACCUGAGCUUUGACACCAGCCACACAUCUGUCCGUUCAACAGACACCACGCUAGAGUUCUAUGAUGCACCUCUUCCUGAUCUCUCAGAGAACCAGGAGGGACAGGAGGGGCACACUGCUACAGAGAAAGAAGAGGAGGUAGUGACGCUGAACAUCAAAGACCUAGCUGAAAAUCAAGAACCAGAGGAAGAGCCCACGCCAACCACUGAGCUAACCCCUCCCCGGACAUCAGAGGCUGGAGAAAAGGAGGAAGAAGAGGAGGUGAAAGAAGACAAAACAGCUAAGGAUGUGAUGGAGAUUGCUCUUGAAGAGGAGGCUAAAAACGAGGAAGAUGUUGAGUUCAAAGAGGAGGAUGAACAAGAUGUUGAGUCAACUCAUGAGCAUGAAGAUGCUGCAGCUCCUCAGCAAGAGGAGAUGUCUACUCACAAUGAAGUUUGUAACCAGGUAACUGAGAGCAUGGACUUUGGUGCUGAAGUCAAAUCUGCGGAUCUACCAGUGGGAGAGGACAUCCAAACAGAACAGACAGAGGUCACUGAAUCCACAGAGUUUACCGAGUAUCUGAAACCAUCUGAUGCCACCAAACCCACAAAUGACGCAGAGGAGGAGCUGGAGCAAUCAACAGAUCUGACGGAAUUUGUGCAGAGACAUCUCUUCGGCAGCGAUCUGUCUCCUCCGCUCACCCGCUCAGGAAUCCACGACGCAUCACAGACCCUGACAUCCUUUAACAGUGAGCUGCCAGGUGAGGCUGAAGAGGAGGCGCAGGCAGCUGUUGAAGCUCCACCGAUGUUCACCAGCCAAAAAUCUACUGCCUCUGUGACAUCCUCUGAGCCAACUGGCACAGACUCCCACUCUGUUGUGAGUGUAAAUGAUAGUGAAGACCUUUCUAGUGCUCUGUCUGAGGAAGAAGAAGAAGAUGAGGAGGAGGAGGAGUCUGAUCAAGCUGAGGAGGAGGAGGAGGAGGAAGAAGGGGAUGAAGAGGAGGAGGAAGAAGACUCUGGUAGUGAGGUGGAGAUCAUUGAGGAGGUCCAGGGUAAUGGGAGACUACCACCCCUCCAACCCAGUUCAGUCUUUGUACAACAAGGACACACACACUUCCUGCCAGGUCUGUCAGAGCAAGAGGCUGCGGAGUUCUCUCUGAUCACACCUGGCACAGAGAUAAAGAUGGUAGAGGAGGACAUGGAAGGUGAGGUGGUGAUGGUGAGACUCGGGGCAGAUGAACGUGGGAUGGAGGCAGAUGAGGAUGAGCAAGGAUCAUCAUACAUGGAGCUCAAACCCUCCACCACUCUCCUGGUACCCCUGGAGCUUGUGGAGGGGCAGGACAGCCUGAUCCAUCCACAGCUGGGUCUUCCAGAGCUUCAGCAAACGAUUGUGCCGGACGACCCGAGAUCUGAAUCUCAGAGCGGCUUCUCUCUGAUGCUGGAUUUGGACGAGGAAGGGGAUAAAGAGGCAGACAUGCUGCCCAUGGAGAACGAUCUGCAGUCCUCUGACCCUCCCACUCUGUUUCCAGCAGUGGAGGCUAUUGAUGAACUUGAGGCCAAACCUGAGGUUAUUGUUCUGGGUACAGAUGAUCAGGAUCCUCUUCUGUCUGAAGAAGUGUUAGAAGAGGACCACAGGGAAGAGAUGGACACCUUGGAUGGAAUUGAGUUAGAUGGACUGACAGAGUCAGAAAUUGUAAAACUGGGUGAAGAAGCUGACGUACAAACUGAAAACACUGGGAAAAACCAUGAGACAGAGGAUACUGAGGAACAGAGCAAUGCAGAGUUAGUAAUGUUGGUUGAAGACCAUAAAGCUGAAGGUCCUUCAGCCGCUGAACCAAGUCCAGAGGAAGACGUCCCUGCAGUGACGUUGGUUGAAGAUGAUGAACCUGAAGUUCUUUCAGCCUCUGAACCAAGUCCUGAGGAAGACAUUCCUGCAGUGACGUUGCGUGACAAUCAGGAACCUGAAGGUCUUUCAGCCUCUGCACGAAGUCCUGAGGAAGACAUCCCUGCAGUGACGUUGGGUGAAGAUCAUGAACCUGAAGUUCUUUCAGCCUCUGCACCAAGCCCAGUGGAAGAACUCCUGGCAGCUGUGGAAGACAAAGACUCUACUGCAGAGAAAGAUGCUACUGAGGAGAAGAUGGGAGAGGACAAACCAACACCUGCUGAGGACCAGGAAGAGCCUGAAGAGAAUGGACCUGUUGAUAUGGACAAGGACACAAUUCCCAGCACGGAGACAUCAACUGUUGAGGAGGGGAAGCAGCAGGACCACAAAGUGUUAUCAGAGACAGAAGAUAACAAGGAAGACAUUAAUACAGAGACGGAAACAAAAAGGAGAACCAGGGGAAGACCAAGAAAAGAUAACGAUGUUAAGGAAGAGAAGCCUAUGGAGCAGGUUUUGAGCUCAAAUACCCAACCAGAGGAACCAUCUGUGCCAGAGACCCCCACUUCUCAGAGGAAAAAGAAAGCUCCCUCCACCCCAACAAGGAGGACCACGAGAGGGAGGCCAGUUACUUUUAUCUCUCCCCUCCUGGAGGAAGUGGAGGAGCCAGAGGAGGAGCCAGAAACAAGCACUCUGGUGCCUGCCUCACCACGUCGCACACCUCGAAAAGGUAAACAGACCAAAGACACUAAAGUCCGAGCUAGCACACCUCGAAGAAGUACUCGCAAUACCCAGCCAGAGCCUCCGAGAGACGAGUUUGAAGAGGAGGACGCCAUGGAUAAUGAUACCACAGUUGCAACAACCUCAAAGGUCUCUUCUCCAGCCAGACGGCGGGUUUCCCAGAGGGCCACCUCAACAAGGACCAGCCAGAGGACCCAGAAAGAAAGUGAGGAGGUGUCUGAAGUCAAAGAUGAGGAAGAACAAGAGGAGGUCACGGAUACAAAACGUUCUCGACGACGGACCUCCAAAACUUCAACACCGGCUAAACAAAGAACCACUCAGGGAAGCACUCCAAGGAGGUCCAGCAGAAGGAUAUUGAAUAGCAGCAUGGUGGAGUCAACACCGUUAGAGAUCUUGAAAGAAGAGGAACAGCUGGAGGUCACUCCAUCCCCUGUCAAACGCAACCUCAGGAAGAGUAAGACCGAACUAUCAGAGACGCAGCCAGCCGUGCAGGAAGAGAAAGAGGAGGAGCGAAAGAAACCCUCUAGCCCUGGUAGGGCAACUCGACAGUCCAAUCGGAUCACCCUAAAUGUUUAUCCAGAAGUGAAACUGGUUCCUGUAUCAAUUCCUCAGAGUGCUAGGAAGACGAGUGGAGAGACAAUUACUGAAAAUAUAAAGAAGAGUGGCGUUCAACUUGAGCCUGAACUUAACAGCAACGUUGGUCACACCAACUCCCGUCGACCCACCAGAAGCAAACUCUGGGAUCACCCUGAGGAAGACCUUCCCUUACUGGACUCACCGUUGGAGGUGGAUUCUGAAACCCCUGUCGCGGACGCCCUCAUCAAGAGACUUCAGGAUGAAGAAGACAAGCCGGAUGGAAGAGUGGUCGUCACCAAGAUAGUAAGAACCAGCAAGAGGAGUACGAAGUCGUCAGUGGGGCAGGUUCACUCACUACUCUCUGUAAAAGACAGCCCGGUCCCUGAACCUGAGGAGGAGGAGUCUAGUCCAGGCGAGCAUUCAUUCAUCUACUCCCCCUCACGAAGAAGAACAAGAGCUUCAAGAGCAGAGUCUCCUGGCCCGAGCGAAGAGUCUGCAGCGCCCGUCACUCGCAGCAGGAGAAGAGUUGUCAAAGAUGCCUCUGUUGCUCCUCAUGAUGAAAUUGCUUCAGAAGAAGAUCAGGUUGAAGUGGAGAAAGCAGCAGGAGCUUCAAAGACCAGAAAAGCAGGCAGACCAACAGCCAAGUCCAAAGCAGCAUUGGAGCCGCCUCCCAUAGCAGAGGUGGACCUGAUCUCGCCUCUGCCCAGCCCAACUAGUCCGGUUCCACGAGCACUGAAGAGGAUUAUGGAGGGAGAGGCCCCGGCCCCGAGCAUGAAUCUGCGACGCAAACGCAUAAUGGACACCGUUUUCACAAAACCUGUCACACGGAGAAAGAAACUUUGAGGAGGUUGGUGGCGGGUUUAACCAGUGAACCUCAGACAGCCACUGGAAGAUCUGAACCAACUCAGUCAGGAGCUUUCAACCCAU